AUGCUUCCCACCGUCCAACUGGGCGCCAACGGCCCUCUGGUGCCCGCGCACGGUCUUGGUCUCAUGGGUCUUUCCAUGUUCUACGGAGUCCCCAUGCCUGAUGAGGAUCGACUGCGAUUUCUCGACGAGGCACAUGCUCGGGGGGUCACAUUCUGGGACACGGCGGACGUUUACGCCGACAAUGAAGACAUUCUCGCGCGCUGGUUUCAACGCAGCGGCAAGCGACAGGACAUCUUCCUGGCCACCAAGUUCGGCAUCCAACAGCGACCGGGGCUGCCGUCCAGCAUCCACAACGACCCGGCGUACGUGCGCGAGGCGUGCCUGCGCAGCCGCGCGCGCCUCGGUCUCGCCGAUGGCGAUGCGAUCGACCUCUACUACUGCCACCGCAUCGAUCCCGACCAGCCGAUCGAGGUGACGAUGCGAGCCAUGAAGCAGCUCGUCGACGACGGGCUCGUCAAGUACCUGGGGCUGAGCGAGUGCUCCGCGGCGACGCUCCGGCGCGCGCACCGCAUCUCGCCCUUUGCCGUGGACGCCUUCCACAACGGCCUUCUUCGGGCCUGCGAGGAGCUCGGGGUCGCGGUUGUGCCGUACUCGCCCUUCAGCCGCGGAUUCCUGACGGGGAAGAUCCGCAGCGCCGGCGACUUCGAUGCGACCGACCGUCGCCGGAUCCUGCCGCGGUUCUCGGCGGAGAACUUCCCGAAGAACCUGGCGGUGGUCGACCGGCUGCAGGCGCUGGCGGCGCAGAAGAAGUGCACCGUCGGCCAGCUGAGUCUGGCGUGGCUCUGCGCCUCGGUGAAAAUGGUCGUUCCCAUCCCGGGGACUACGAAGAUUCGGAACCUGGAAGAGAACGUGGGCAGCUUGGACGUUCGAUUGGACCCGAAGGACCUGGAAGAGAUUACUGAGGUGAUCCAGGCCGCGGAGGUGCACGGCGACCGGCAUCCAGGCAGUAUGAUGCCGUAUCUUUACGUCGAUACGGUCUCUCUGAGCGAGUAG
Molecule: messenger RNA, 993 nt
Organism: Aspergillus japonicus CBS 114.51
Lineage: Eukaryota; Fungi; Ascomycota; Eurotiomycetes; Eurotiales; Aspergillaceae
Product: aldo-keto reductase
Exons: 4
Coding region: 1-993 (330 amino acids)
Cellular component (GO): cytoplasm
Source: RefSeq, a predicted model, not a curated record